AGCGAAGGUUUUAAGAGGACAGUAAGUUCUAUGUCUCCGCUCAAGCUCUAAGCGAUGGCUGAAGCGAGCAACUACAGAGCGACCGAUGAAGAAGAAGAAGAAGAUUACAUGGGCGAUCUCUCUCUCUUCCUUCCACCGGUGAAUUCUCCCCCUUCAAAAGACUCUUCCAAAAAGGUUCCCGACACCAAAACCCCUUUUAUCUCGGAACCCUCGAAGAAGAAAUCCAAAACCCUAAAAGGCUGGCAAGAACAGCGCAGGCAGGAAAGGGAGAAGAAGCAGCGAGACGAGGACGAGCAAACCCUAGCGAAGCUGGAGUGGGCGAUUCCGCAAUCGAACAUUGGAUUCAGGAUGCUGAAGCAGAUGGGCUACACCCCUGGCUCGGCUCUGGGCAAGGAGGGUGUGGGCCGGGCGGAGCCGGUGGGGCUCGAGAUACGGCGGUCCCGCGCCGGGAUAGGGCGGGAGGACCCGCAUAAGGAGAAGAAGAGGAAGGAGGAGGAGAACUUUGAGAGGAAAAGGAGGAAGGAGGAGGAAAACGUUGAGACGAAAAGGAGGAAAGAGGAGGAAUUGAUGGCGGAGUUUGGGUCCCGCCAGAAAUCGCAGUGGCGGAGCCGAAGAGUCGUUGUGAAUUAUCACAAGGCGAGAGGGGCGCUUGCGCAGUUAGAUAAUGAGGAAGUUCUGGAACCGGAGAAGGAGGACGAUGAAGAGUGCGAACAGGACGAGGAAGAAGAGGAGAUAACAGAAGAGGAUCUGCAGGAGAUAUUGACCAAACUGAGAAAUGAACAUUACUAUUGCCUCUUUUGUGGAUGUCAGUAUGAAUCAAUGGAAGCACUCCUAAACAACUGUCCUGGAAUUAAUGAAGAUGACCACUGAAUCCUUUAUGCUGUAAUGCAUUAUUUCCCCAAAUGACACUUAGCUCAACAAAGAACUGGAAGAGAAUGCUGCCCCCCGCCUGAUGAAUCUGCUGCAUGAGUAUUUUCUGGGCUUUGCAUUCCAGGAUGUUGAGAAAGUUGGAGGGCAACCAGUCACUCAAAAGCUAAUCAAAUCAGAGGCUCUCACAAGGAGAAAAAGCUGCACAACAUGGACGCUCUUUUGAACAGACUUGUAAAACCCCCUUGGCUUUUGGGCUGUCAACUCUAGAGGCUGCUUGGGCCUUCAAGCUAGGUUUUUGUCCAUAUGUUCUACUGUAAACCCAAAAAAGUCACGUAGGCAGAAAUGCCCAAGAAGUUUAUCUUUUGUAAAGGGGCAAGUAUGGGUUUAAUGUGAUAUUAAUCUGCAAUUAUUUGGACCAA
Messenger RNA from Malania oleifera, 1289 nucleotides. RefSeq lists its product as uncharacterized. The record is from RefSeq and is a predicted model, not a curated record. Gene Ontology annotation, molecular function: nucleic acid binding. Lineage: Eukaryota; Viridiplantae; Streptophyta; Magnoliopsida; Santalales; Ximeniaceae. The transcript has 4 exons. The coding region runs from base 55 to 870 and encodes 271 amino acids. Gene Ontology annotation, cellular component: kinetochore.